Ostrinia furnacalis (Asian corn borer) is the source of this 758-nucleotide messenger RNA. RefSeq lists its product as uncharacterized. The record is from RefSeq and is a predicted model, not a curated record. The coding region runs from base 52 to 660 and encodes 202 amino acids. The transcript is spliced from 6 exons. NCBI's taxonomy places the organism in Eukaryota, Metazoa, Arthropoda, Insecta, Lepidoptera, Crambidae.
UCAUAAUAAAAGAAAUAUUUCAAACUGAAACGAAAAUAAUAUUAUGUGAUCAUGGUUAAAUUUAUUUUGUUUGUAGAUGUAUUGAGGCAAGAAGAAAUUGAAACCUUUUAUAAGGUUUGUCAAAUGCAUCGAGAAUUUUACAGAGGUUAUCCUAAAUCAUAUCAUCCUCUGACUUACUUCCGAGAACCAUCGUAUAUGGGGCAGUGUCCUCAAGAGAUGUCCGAGGUCUAUUUGAGCUUCCCUUCAUUCCAUGUAAAAUACAAGGAGCCACCUAUAUUGCCACCAUCUAUAGGGCGUACAAUACCUUUCCCACCAUUGCCUGAUCGUUCAUUAGCACCAAGAUACAAUAAACCUGCAUACAAUGGCAGACAGGAUGAGAUCGAGACAUUCUAUGAAGCAAGUCAACGCCACAGAGAUUACUACAGGGGCUAUCCCAAGGCCUACCAUCCUUUGCUCUACUUUAGGGAGCCCGUUAUUAUUGGACAGUGCCCUCCAGACAUGACACCAGUGUACCUUGACUUCCCUGCGUACAAUGUGAAGUACAAGCAGCCGUUGGUGCUUCCGAGCUCCACUGGCCGUACAAGCGGCUUGCCUGCUCUCCCUGACCGCACACUUGCGGGCCGCUUUAACAAGGCUGCGUGCAAACUCUUUGUAAGGUAAUGGACCUUAUUAAUUGGAUAAAGAACUCAUAUUAUGUACCUACCUGGUAACGUUUCUAGACUACCUACUUGUUUAAUGAAUCCAUCAGUUUAAUCAAA